UAAUAAUCUUUUUGACUUAGUGUUCUCUGGGUUUACCAAUCAAUCACGCGCAAUCGUUCGAAAAAUGGGUAUAUAGUCAUAUUAGAAAGCUUCAUCCAUCCUCACCCUCAAAACUCAAUACACGAAAAUAAGAAAAGCUUCGUUUUAAAAAAAAUGGAGGCAAGCUUUUCGAGUACAGAGAUCAGAAGCUGGGACAACAAAGAGAGUUUCAUAAAUUUGAAUGAAUUGGAGACGCCGACCUCGUCGCUGCACAUGGCGGCGAAGAGGCACGGGUCUGAAAUGGUGGAGACAGUGAAUCAGCAGGGGGAAACUCCAUUCCACGAAGCUUGUAAGCAAGGAAAAGCCGAUGAGUUACUGUUGCUUCUUGACAUUGAUCCAACGCCCAGUUUUAAACUCUGCCAUCAAAAUUAUAGUCCCAUGUUCGUGGCCUGCAACAACGGUUUCCUCGAUGUCGUUAAGGUAUUUUUGAAUCAUCAGCGGUGGCUGCAAAUCUUACAAGAACGCUACGGUAGCUUGGAUCCGGCUUGCUUUCUUCAGGCCGCUUCACGGGGACACCUAGGCAUUGUCAAAGAACUAUUGGCGAAAUUCCCAACAUUGAGCAACAAGGACAAUGUGGACGACAAUGGAAAUUCUGCAUUGCACUUGGCUUGCUUAAGCGGACAUUCUGAAGUAGUAACCUUUUUGUUGGGUGUUAAUCCUGAUUUGGCUGUGCAAUAUAAUAGCUUUGGUUAUUUGGCAUUGCAUUUCAUCGCCAUGAAUGGCAAGACUUCCAUUUUCGAGGACUUUUUGCAGCUUGCUCCUCGAUCUUUUCACUACCGCACCAAAAAUGGAGACCCAAUUUCUUUUCUUACUGUCCAUUAUAAUCAGUUUGGUGCUUUUCUGUACUUGGUUCAUAUCUUCAACCAUCAUGGAAUAUUAUAUUCUCUUGGUCCUCUUGACCAUGAUGGGAACACUCUUCUACACAUUGCUGUGCUAAGAGGACAAGUUCAGUUUGUGGACUACUUGAUCAACCAUUUUAGCAUACCGAGAAACUCCAAGAACAAUGAAGGCCAAACAGUGCUAGACAUGUUGGACCAACUCAUAAAUAAUGGUUGUACAAUUGAAACGGUUCAAAUUAUUGAAAACAUGUUGAAGAACAUAGACGAGCUGAGCAAAAGAGAAUUGGCCAAUAAUUCUACUAUUCCAAUUAGUUUGGAAGGUGAAAGGAAGUCAUCUUCCAAUCAAACCAUGGAGCUUGAUUCACAAACAACUUGUGUAGGUGUUGAUGAACAUAAUAACGAAGAAAACAAAAAUGGGUCAAUUACAAAGGAAUUAAAAAAACAAAAACGACUAAGCAAAGAGCGGCAUAAGGUAUUGAUGAGCAAAGUGGACAAAAAGUAUCGUAGUCGACGCUUGAAGCAACAUGACAUGUAUAAAGAGGCACUACAAAAUGCAAGGAAUACAGUAACUUUAGUAGCAGCCUUGAUCACCACAAUUACAUUUUCAGCUGGCAUAUCCCCUCCAGGCGGUGUCCACCAAGACGGGCCAUUAAUUGGAAAAUCAAUAUUUGGAAAUACAAAAGGCUACAAGGUUUUUAUUAUAAGCAACACCAUUGCACUCUCAACAUCUUUGUGUAUCAUUUUAGUUUUAGUCAGUAUCAUCCCUUUCAAAAGAAGACUAUUGUUGCAACUUUUGAUGAUUACUCAUAAAAUCAUGUGGGUAUCAGUGGCUUUUAUGGCGACAGCGUUCACAUCGGCGACAUGGCUAACUAUCCCACAAGAUUAUAAAACAAAUUGGGUUCCAAUUGUAAUAUUGGCCAUGGUGGGAGGGAUCACUGGAACAUUAUUUAUUUGUUUAGGAGUGGCUUUGGUAAGACAUUGGAUGGGGAAGCUCAAAUUGAGAAGAGAAAAAGUUAAAACAAACACUGUUGUUGUUCCAAUUGAUGAUGAUGCUGAAUCCACAGAGGAUCCAUCUAGUGAAGCUAAUACAGAUGUCGAAAACCAUAAGAAACUUCUCUCACUUUCCUCUAACUCUGAUAUCGCUAGCUCUAGAUUACUAGGUGGUCAUCCAUUUUGAAUCUUUUAUAUUUUCUAUAUGUACAGUUUUACAAACCAAAGUCCAGUAAUUAUUUGUAAAAAAUAUAAUUCAACAUUUCAUGCGUUCAAUUCUAGAGUAUAUAAACAUUUGCCAGGAGUUGUUGUGAUGUUAUAUUCCAACAUACAUACUUCAUUGGAUGUUUGGAGCUCA
Cucumis sativus (cucumber) is the source of this 2226-nucleotide messenger RNA. RefSeq names its product ankyrin repeat-containing protein At5g02620. The record is from RefSeq and is a predicted model, not a curated record. The coding region runs from base 154 to 2055 and encodes 633 amino acids. Gene Ontology annotation, cellular component: plasma membrane. Lineage: Eukaryota; Viridiplantae; Streptophyta; Magnoliopsida; Cucurbitales; Cucurbitaceae. The transcript is spliced from 4 exons. Gene Ontology annotation, molecular function: protein phosphatase 1 binding; protein phosphatase regulator activity.